AUGGAUAACGUGCUGAAUAGGCUAAACGUCAUUUCCUAUUCCAUGGCCUUGUGCUUCCUUACCCUAUGCCUUUUCAACUAUGGAUCUUCCUUUUAUUUAUUCGACGAGAAAGCAAUGUCGACGAAUAUAAAAGUAAGAAGUGUGAAGAGGCUGGUGUAUAACCGGCACAUAAAAGGGGACGAAGCGGUACUAUCGCUAGACCUAUCAUAUGACAUGAGCAAAGCAUUUAACUGGAAUUUGAAGCAGCUUUUUCUGUAUGUUCUAGUGACGUAUGAAACGCCAGAAAAGGUACAAAACGAGGUUAUAAUACAGGAUUAUAUAAUAACCAAUAAAAAUAUGGCCAAAAAAAACUACAAAAAUUUCCUCACGAAAUAUUCCCUUAAAGAUUAUAAUAAUGGAUUAAGAAAUAAUAAUAUUAAUUUACAAGUCUGUUACAAAUAUAUGCCUAUAGUUGGUUUGUCCAGAUCUUAUGAGGGUGCCAAAAUUUCGUACAAAUUGCCUGCAGAAUAUUUUGACAAUUUGCCGUCCAAUUAUCCGUUGUAUUACCCGGACAAGUGA
Messenger RNA from Plasmodium coatneyi, 558 nucleotides. RefSeq names its product Signal peptidase. Lineage: Eukaryota; Apicomplexa; Aconoidasida; Haemosporida; Plasmodiidae. The record is from RefSeq and is a predicted model, not a curated record. The coding region runs from base 1 to 558 and encodes 185 amino acids. Gene Ontology annotation, biological process: protein targeting to ER. The transcript has a single exon. Gene Ontology annotation, cellular component: signal peptidase complex; membrane.